AUGGACCUAUUGGGAGACAUUGGCAACGCUGAUCAGCUGACAUCCGUCCGAUCGGAAAAUGCCGUGCUCCAAGAAAAGGUGAAGCACUUGUCGUUUCGGGUGAAGGAGCUGACGAUUGAAAAUGAAUCUCUCAAAGCGGAAGUGGAACUGUAUCGGAAGGAAGCCGCUCUCACUGGGUUUUCCAAGUUGAGUGUCGCUAGCAGUGAUGAUGCCAUGGAUACAACAACAACCGACAGUGCUGUCGAAUCGGAAGAUUUCUUGCGAUCGGGCAAUGGCGUUUAUCCACAAAAGCCAGAAGUGUCACUUCUCAAUUUACACGGUUUGGCCAAUCCCAGCUGCUGUGCCCUCAGUAGCGACGAAACUGUGUUGGCCACGGGAGGAGCCGAUUGUCAUUUGUCUCUCUGCGCGUGGGGAGCUGCUUCGGAUGAAGAAUCCUCCAAAAAAGUGGUGGCUCAAGCUUGUCGCGUUCGUUGUGAUGGCCCUGUCAUUGCUAUUGCGACGCAUCCACAAAAAAUGGUUGCCGCGGGUUGCAUGGAUGGGAGUGUUUGGGUGGUUCACUACGACAUGGUCACUGGACAGGGUCUCGUCGUCAAAGCCACUACCAAAAUUCCAACCAAACAUGGAAAAUACGUCAAGUCUGUGGCGUGGAGGACAACUACCAAUAGUAGUGACAAUCAUCUGUUGGCAACAGCUUCUGCAGAUGGUACCGUACAGGUUCAUCAAGUGGCUGUGAAAAUUGAUUAUGUCAAGGACGAAACGACAAUUCACGUGACCACCAUUGAGAAAUUGCAUCUACAACAUGCUGUGGAAUCCGUCUGCUUUGUGGCGGACGAACUCUGCUGCUAUGCACGAGAGAAACCAUAUCUCCAGUGCUUUGAUACGACCAAGGAUUUCCAACUUCGCAAACUCAGUUUGAACCACGGAGGUAAACCAGCCGCUGCGGGAACUAGUAUGGAGGAUCAGCACGUUUCCUUUGCCGUCAUGGACAUGGCCGUCAGUCCCAACGGAAAAUACUUGGCAUUGGCUACGGAUGCCUCUCGGAAUAUUAUUGUGGAAAUGGAGACGGGAUUACAUAUUCGCAACCUGUACGGGCAUCAGAAUGAUGGAUUCUCCAACCCAAAGGUCGCCUGGAGUAGCAACGGACAGUAUUUGUUGGGCAACACCCAAGCCGAUUCGAGUCUCUGCGUCUGGGAUAUUUCCAGUACUCAGCUCGUGCAACGAUACAAAGACGUUCACAGCCAAACCAUUCGAGACAUGUGCUCGUCAUCGUCCACCGAUAUUCUCGUCACAACAUCCUUUGACAAGAAUACGCAAUUGUGGUUUGGGCCACCGUAG
Seminavis robusta is the source of this 1335-nucleotide messenger RNA. The record is from the annotation of a GenBank genome assembly. Lineage: Eukaryota; Bacillariophyta; Bacillariophyceae; Naviculales; Naviculaceae.